Linum trigynum is the source of this 5492-nucleotide messenger RNA. Lineage: Eukaryota; Viridiplantae; Streptophyta; Magnoliopsida; Malpighiales; Linaceae. The record is from the annotation of a GenBank genome assembly.
UACCAUUAAAUCUUAAACCACUUACUUCAUACCAUCUCCAACAAUAGGGUAAAAAAACAAGAGAUUCAAAUUAUCUCCAACAAUGAGUUCCAAAAUGCGGCAAAAAUGUGGGUGGUGUCAAAUUUGAGCCGGAUAUAGAGUUACAACAAAAAAGUGGAAAAUUCCGUGCCCCACUUUUCUUCCUUGCCAUACGAAAAGAUUCAAUCACACAUGCAGUGCCUUCUCUUCCUUCCCUCGCUUGGCAUACGCGCACUUUGGCGGGAUUCCUUUCUAUUUUUUCUUUGUGUUUGGGGGGCGCUUCCUUGGUUACUUUUCAGCAUUAAUUUUUUUUGUUGCCAAGUAUAACCUAUAUCCGUGUGUAGUAUAGAGCAAGUAUAUUUCAAUUAUCAAACCCGGGCGGUCUACAUAGCAUUAUUUUAGCAAUCUACAAAUUAUCUAGCAAUCAAAAUGUUGUUUAAAGCUAUGUAACUAAACAAGAAAAUAACUAAAACAAUGUUUAAUUCAUGUGAGGAAAGUUCACUUGGAUGAUUAUCCCCCUAAUCCCAUGUUGAGAUGAGAAUGUGUUACUCUAGUAUGAUAGGCAUGUUCCAUAUAGUGUUAGGAGAUCUAAAAUAGUUAGGAUUCUAUUCGAGUGCAUCCUAACUCGCUUAAUCGGUCUAAUGGAGGGGCGUGCCAUACUAAUGCAAGGCAAGCAAUUCCACUUCCUCAGUGAUUGGCCCAAAACAUAAUAGAGUCACCAAUCACAAUGAUUCAUGACACUCUACAUUGAUUGAGUAGUGAUCUAAAUUGCCAUAAGAGGAUCUUCUCUCUAGAUCAAUUUGCCCAAAAUUGAGGGAUCUCAUCAAGAACACUCAAUGUGCAUGAAAAAUACUUAAUCAAUAUAUGAUUAACAAUACCCUUAAAACAGAAUUCAUAAACAUUAAUCUACAACAUCCUAUACUAGGGUUCACAUCAUCUAAGUGAAAAGAGAAACUACUCCAUAGGUAUAGAAAGAACAACAAUUAGAAAAGAGGAAAACCCCAUGGACUUGAUUCUCCUUACUAGUUGCUUGGAUGGAUGAUUGGAGAUGAAAUCUAGCCUCCAAAUGGCUUGGGUAGGUCAAAUCCACCUACAAUGCUCCCUUGUUAGUAGCUCUCUCUAGGUUGUGGAAGAAGAACUCCAAACUCUCUCUAGAACUCUCUCCUCAAACUUCGCUCUCUCUCCUUUAUAUAGCCUGUGAGGGCACGUUUCACGGUUGCACAUCACACACGUGAAGUGUGCAACAAAACUGUGAUCUCAGUGCAAAGUGCAUUGUUUCAUUAACACACUUCACGGUUUCUCUGCUGACUUCAUAGUGUAGGACCUUGAUCCUUACAAUGCCCGCGAGGUGUGAGCGAGCUCUUGGAACUUUGCAAUCUUCAGGUAUUCUUUGUAAUCUUCACAGUCUGUUGCCCGUGAUAUUUUCCGCAAAACCGUGACCUUGCACUUUCCUUCGUUUUGCUCCCUUUUCAAUCCCUUUUGUCCAACUUUUGAUCCUUUCACCCAUUCUACCUGAUAAAGUCUGAAACAUGCCAAAACAAGAGCGAACCUAGCAUAAAAUGGCUCCAAGGAUGGUGCUAAAUAAGUCAAUCGGCAGAAGGCAAGAGGUAUACAAGUGUACAAUCUAUCUCGAAUCACCCAGCCAUUUGCCCUCCUUUUCUUUUCUUUUCUCCAUUCUUAUCCUUUAAUUGACGGGAGGAAUGAUGCCAUUGUGGAUCAGUUUGAUGCAAUACAUGCUAGCAUUGCUUAUCCCAUGCAAAUCAGGAUUAUUCUUCCUUUUGUUGUUGAAUUUAUCUAGUGUUUUGUUUGUUCCUCUAUCUUUCAUUUAAUUGGAGAUAAUUGGAAUCGAUUGAAAUCUUGCUUUUGUUAAUUAUGGUGUUAGGGUAAUUGGAUGUGCGAAUGAAGGGGGCAGUGAGAGGCCCCCAGAGAGUGAGGGAGACCAGGGAAUGCGUUAGGGUGAUAACUAAAAUUCUAGUAGCCACCGUGGCUACAUCAUUAUCUGUCGUCCAUUUUUAUUUUUUUUCCAUUUUUUUAAUCUCAUGGUUAAGAUUACGUCAGAGUAAUUUUGGAAACGUAAAAGAGUUCACACCGGAUUAUUCUAUAUAUUCUACCCAAACCCUGCUUCGACACUCCACUCUCUCCAACCAAACCCUACUUGAGACGGCUGUCGAUUGCGGGCUGCCCGCCCUCCAUCCCUCUCUCCUCCGACCACCUCCCUUCGCCGGCCAUCCCUCCCCCUCCCUCCCAAUCCCUCCCCCCUCUCUCUCUCUCUCUCUCUUCCCAUCUGUUCUUCCUCCACAGUAGAAUCUUUCCACUAAUAUAUACCUAAAAUCCAAUCCCCUUCCCCCCCCCUCUCUCUUCUUCUAACAGAACAACUGAUUUUUUAUUGGUAUGUACUUUCUCGCAUUGGUAGUAUUUUUCCCCGUAAUGGUAGUGUUUUUUUGCAUUGGUAUUGAAAAUGUGGGAUGAAUAAAAAUCAUAGAUCUGAUUUUUUCCGCAUUGGUAGUGAUUUUUUUCGUAGUGGUAGUGUUUUUUCGCACUGGUAUUGUUUUUUCCGCAUUGGUAGUGAUUUUUCGUAAUGGUAGUGUUUUUUCGCAUUGGUAUUGUUUUUUCCGCAUUAGUAUUGAUUAUCAUGUAAGUGUAUUGCUUUUCAGUGAAAUUGUAUUUUUCUUGUAGUGGUAGUGUUUUUCACAUUUGUAUUGUUUUCUUUUUCUUUUUGCAUUGGUAUUGAUUAUCAUGUAAUGGUAUUGAUUAUCAUGUAAUGGUAUUGAUUUGCAUGUAUUGAUAUUGAUAAAUCUGCAAUGGUAUUGGUGUUUUGUGAAAUGGUAGUGUUUUUAUUUCACAAUGAUAUUGGUGUUUUAUGCUUUGGUAGUGUUCUUUUAAUGGAUUGGUAUUGUUUUAUUGUUGCAGCGGUAUCUGAACGAAAACAAGGAAAAUAUUGAAAAAAAGGAAGAGAGAUCUGCCUGGAGAUUGUGGAAGUGAGAGAAAAAGAGAAAAUUGUAAUUAACAUAUUUUUGUAACUUCCUAAAAUGUAAUUUGUUAAAAAAGGUAAUUAAUAAUUUUUUUGGCAUACUCAGUUUGCCCUUAGUAAUUACUGUGGUUAAUGGAUAAUGUAACAGAAGGGUAGCUUUGGGAAUUGAUAAUAGUAGAAAGGCAAGGUUGACGUGAAAAAUAGUAGAAGAAUAUGUUGGAGAAAAUAGUAGAGGGUACUUUUAACAGUUAGGUUCUGCUGAAACAAGUAAGAACCCCCGAAGAGGCAGGGUAUCCGAAAUUCCGAAUCUACGAGUAUUCCCCUUUCCGGUUGUAUGUCGGACAAGCGACAUCGAUCAACCCUCUUCUUUUUUCCUGGCCGGAAUUCCCUCUCCCGUUCCUGAAUACAACCCUAAGUCUUACCGCAACCUCUAUAGGAGCUCCGAAUCCUCCUGUUGUUGCUAGCCAGCCAGCUUACACGACCCAGAAGUCUGAUUUCUCUUGUCCAUCUGCCCUUCAAUUUAUCUACCCAUUCGUGUUCCAAGUUUCGCUCUUUCCCCGGCUCUUCGCACUAUCCUAUCCGCCUGAUUUCAGCCAUGGUUGAUCGGAGCGGAGAUCAAAAGGCCGAUCCUUUCCUCCUGCAGUACCAACCGGCGGAACUUCGAAUCGCAUCGGAGUUCUUCAACGAGUGGCUGCCUUUUCUUUCCCGAGGUCUCUGCCACACCUGCUCCCGAACUCUGUCAGAUCGAAUUCGCUCUCUCCAGCCAGAACCCGAUGCUUCGUCGGGGCAAUUACGUUCGGGUCAAACCACAGUCUCUUCGAUUGCGAGUGCUGGCCAAUCUUGUGAGAAUUGCACAGAAGAUCACGAGGACGAGAAUUUUGAUCAGAAUUCAUUAGGAAGUUGGAAAGAUGGAGCUGAUGCAUGUCCUGCUUCAGUCCCGGAAGAUUCUGCUAGUAGGGGAUUGCUUGGUCCGCCGCCAGGAGCUGAUAAUAAUACCUCAAGCCCUCGGAAGUCUUGGGCUGAUAUGGCGCAAGAAGAUGAAUUUGUGGAUGAAGAAGAACAAGUUGAUUCAAGCAAAGAAGCAGUUGGUCUAGGUUGUUCUCCCCUGGUUACGAGAGCUGCAGGGAAGCCUCAGUUACCAAGGGAGCAGAGGGAGUACAUUCGGUUCAUGAAUGUGAAGAGGAAGAAGGAUUUUAUGUGCUUCGAGAGAGUUCGUGGCAAGUUGAUAAAUAUCCUCGACGGACUUGAACUUCACUCGGGUGUUUUCAGUGCUGCCGAGCAGAAGAGGAUAGUCGAUCGCGUUUUUGAACUGAAGGAGAUGGGCAUGAAAGGAGAGUUGAAAGAGCGCACAUUUACUGCUCCUCAGAAGUGGAUGAGGGGUAAAGGGCGUGUAACGCUACAGUUCGGAUGCUGCUAUAACUAUGCAACUGAUAGAACUGGUAAUCCACCUGGCAUUCUGAAGAAUGAAAUGGUUGAUCCGAUACCUCAACUUUUCAAAGUUAUAAUCAAAAGAUUGGUCAAAUGGCAUGUUCUGCCUCCAACGUGUGUGCCAGACAGUUGUAUAGUCAACAUUUAUGAAGAAGGGGACUGCAUACCACCCCACAUUGACAACCAUGAUUUUCUCCGACCAUUUUGCACCGUAUCUUUUGUUAGUGAGUGCAAUAUUGUGUUCGGAACCAAAUUAGAUAUUUUGGGUCCUGGUGAGUUCUCCGGAUCAGUAGCGAUUCCUUUGCCUGUAGGGUCUGUUCUUGUAUUGAAUGGAAAUGGAGCUGAUGUAGCUAAACACUGCGUGCCUUCAGUCCCCACAAAGAGGAUAUCCAUCACGUUUAGAAAGAUGGAUGAGAAGAAAUGGCCUGUUGGUUAUGCACCAGAGCCUGAUCUGCAAGGGAUUGAACCAUUGUCAUUUGAAGUAGAAAUGACUAGUACUGUUAGGUCGACCUCUCCAAAACCAGAGCAGCUCCCGCCAAGAAGGCAGCCCAUUGAUAAAGAAGGCAAGACAGAAGCCAGAAGAGCAGCUUUCUCAGAACCUCGUUACGGUAACCGGGGAAGGAGGGGUCCUGGAUCACGGCGGAGGGUAAAGGUGGAUGUUGAGAGUUGAGUCUACAGAGCCAGUUGCUUGGAUCAUUGAUUUCUAGUUGAUCACAGGAGCCUCUGCAGAAUAGGUGAAAAGGGAUAAGGAGGCGACACCUGUAUUCGUUAAGGUUUUAUAGUCGAGGAAAGUGCUUCUUAGUCUCUGAUAAUCUGAUUCGUUGUCUUCUUUGCUAUCUACGGGGAUAUGUAACUUAGAGGGAUUGAGAGCAAUACUGGCUGGGCAUAUACACUUUGUGUGAUUUGUAACAUUGGCUUUCGUUUGGCAGCUAUAUAGCUUCUAUUGGAUUUUCAGUUUUAGGCGGCAAGCCUUGUGAACCAGGUGGGGGCUAGGUGAUAACUCGUUGAUGUGCGAGAUAUUGUAUACAUCUCAAAGUUAUAUACGAAAUUCCUAUGAUAAAUCAGUUUUCGCCGC